GGAGUAGGGGGACGAGGAUUGGCAGGACGAGGAUGAAGAAGGAGAAGCGGGGGAGGAGGAGGUGACGACGAUGAAGGAGGAGGCCAUGGCGAUGGAGGCCACGGCGAUGGAGGAGGAGGAGGAGGAGGAGGAGGAGGAAGAUGAGGACGACGAAGAAGAAGAGGAGGAGGAGGAGGAGGAGUGGGAGGGGGCCAAAGAAAGGGACGAGGUGAAGGAGGAGGAGGAGGAGGACGACGACGACGACUGGGAUGGUGCUGAAGUGAUUGGCUGCGGCGAUGGAGGCGGCGAUGAUGAUGGAGGAGGAGGAGGUGGAGGAGGAGGGGGAGGAGGWGGAGGAGGAGGAGGCCGUGGCGACGUUGUAGUAGGUGGAAAGAAGGAGAAAGACGAAGACAAAGAGGAGGAGGAGGAGGAGGAGGAGGAAGAAGAGGAGGAGGAGGAGGAGGAGUAGGAGGAGAAGGAAGACGAGGAGAAGGAGGAGGAGGAGAACGAAGAAGAAGAGUAGGAAAGGGACAAGGAGGAGGAGGAGGUGGAGGAGGAGUGUGCUGGCCGACGUCGGAGUCCGGCAACGACAACAGCAAACUCCGGCGACACCGAGCAGGCCAAGACGCACGGGGGAGGGUGCCAGGGGCCCCGAUUUGGAAUUUGAAAAUGGCCCAAUCUGGGCCGUCGAUCUCACAGAUCU
Chara braunii is the source of this 682-nucleotide messenger RNA. NCBI's taxonomy places the organism in Eukaryota, Viridiplantae, Streptophyta, Charophyceae, Charales, Characeae. The record is from the annotation of a GenBank genome assembly.